AUAGGAGAGUAAGCAUCGGGAACCAAUCAAGAAGUCGCAGAGUAAAAACGUGGUCAAUUCCUUCAACCACAAAAAAAAAACGUCAUCAGAAGACGUGGGACGAUGUAAAACAUCAGCUUUUUAUUAUAAUGAAUUCAAAAAAGCAAGUGCCCAUUUUCUAAGAAGUGAUGAUGAACGUGUUUGGCGAGACCAUUAAUCACAGUAGAGUCUCUUUUUUUAUCAUUCUUUACCUUUCAAGAUAAUCUAUUUAUUCAUCCACCCAAUUCCCGUUUCUAUUCAUAAUUUCAUAUUAACCACCGCAAUAUAACCGAUCUAUGAUUGUUUCUGAAUCUUCAAACAACAUGCAGCUGCAAUUGCAAGAUGGUAGUGUUGGUAAUGUGAUGAGCAACCUCGCACAUGUUAUGGCAGCCUCCAUCGUCGGAUUAAUCGGCGAGAAUUCAGUGAUGGUAGACCAGCAGAAGAUCAUUCCUUACUUACAUCAAACGGAGUCGGGCCAUGUUGCCAAGCUUGAGAGUUUCUCUCACUAUGUUGCUAGGCAAAUGGGAUUUGUAGAUGCUGGCGAGGUUCCAGAGUUGUGCAGAUUGGCACAGGACUACUUGAGAAACUCGGAAGGGUGUAAAGAAAGUAUAUAUCAAUAUGUAGCAAAUGGAGAGGACCCUAAUGCACUAUAUGCAAAAUUGAUUGAUGAGUUUGAAAGAUGCAUCCUCAGUUAUUUUGCUUUUCAUUGGAACCGGGCUUCAUUUAUCAUUAGUCAGGUAUUAAGUACUCAGUCCCAGACGAAAAUAAAUCUCAAAAAAAUUCUUUUGGCAGCCACAAGGGAACAUAGGUUUGAGAGAGUAACAAAGAAACUAAAGGUGGCAAGAGUGUUCUCUACAUUGGUUGAAGAGAUUAAAGCAAUAAAGGGCGACUCUCAAAGUUGUGAUGUCAAGGUCCCCAUUCUCCAGAGUGAGCGGAGUCCAGUGUUGCUGCUUAUGGGUGGAGGCAUGGGAUCUGGAAAAAGCACUGUUCUUAAAGACAUUCUUAGAGAAUCAUUUUGGUCAGAAGCUGCUUCAAAUGUCGUGGUCGUUCAAGCAGACGCUUUUAAGGAGAGUGAUGUCAUAUAUAGAGCUCUUAACUCUAAUGGUCACCAUGAUGAAAUGCUUCAAAGUGCUGAACUGGUGCAUAAGUCUUCCACUGAUGCUGCAUCAUCUCUGCUAGUGACAGCUUUAAAUAAGGGGCGAGAUGUGAUCAUGGAUGGUACCUUAGCAUGGGAACCUUUCCUAGAGCAAACUAUUGCUAUGGCAAGAAAUGUUCACAAAUAUACGUAUCGAAUGGGGCCAGGAUAUAGAGAAGCUAAAGAUGGAACAAUUACUGAAAAUUACUGGGAGCAGGUGAAUGAGGCAGUAGAAGAACACCAACCAGAGGAAAAUUAUAGAACGGAACAGCACACUCGAAAGCCUUACAAAAUUGUGCUAGUCGGUAUGGUUUGUGAUGCCUAUCUUGCUGUCGUUAGAGGCAUUAGGAGGGCUAUCGUGACAAAAAGGGCAGUGAGGGUGAAAUCACAAUUGGAAUCUCACAAAAAAUUUGCUAAUGCCUUUCCAAGAUAUUGCAAACUUGUUGACAGUGCUAGGCUCUAUUGCACAAAUGUUGUUGCUGGUCCACCAAAGAUAAUAGAGUGGAAGAAUGAUUCCAACAACCUGCAAGUGGAUCCUGAAGUUCUCAAAUUGUUGAAUACGAUAAGCAAUGUGAAUACUGAAGCAGGUAGCUGAGGACGUUCCAACAUUUUGAUAACAUCUUCUCCCGAUCUUUGAAGCUUCGCAUCAACUUCAAUCGGACCCUUAGUAGAGUAUCAGUGAAAAGUACUCCACAUAACCUUUAAAUCGUCAUCCGUCUUCAGUGGAAACUGGGAGAACUUUAUCUUUUCUUCAGUGUCAAGUGAGGGUGAAUGAUAUUCGAGCUUGACCACCUUUCGAUUUUCUGGAUAUUGCAGGUGAGAAUUCAGUAUGGUACUCAGCUCAACGAGAGGCGUGUCCUCGGAGAAUCUAAAUUGAAGUGACGACAUCUCACCGCUGAAGUAGACAAAAGCAAGGUGAGGAGAUGUUUGGCUCAUAUGUAUUAGUGGUGUGUGAAGUUGAAGAAAUGGUUUGGAGACCCUAUUUAUAGAAGAUUUGGAGCAAUUUGGACCCUAGAACUUGUAUCCUACCACCAGGACAUGGUUCUGAUAUUAACCUUCAAAUUCACCUUUUUUUUACGAAAUAGUGGUGUUUUCGGAGAUGUAUUUCCAAAACACCUUGAAAAUUGAUUUAGGGUGCCUUCGGAGAUGCAUCUUCGAAGAAUAUUUUUCAAAUUUUCAGAGGUUUAUUUCACCCCUCUAAGGGUGUAUUAAGAAAUUCCCUAAAAUUUUGAUACCUAAAGCUAAUCUUAGACGAUAUGGCCCUUUAUAAGAUAGGGUUGUAUAGGCCAUGUUUAUAAGAUAGGAUCGUACAACAUAACAUAAUAGAAGGUAGGAUUUGAAAAAAUUCCUUUUAAUAAUGCGAA
Molecule: messenger RNA, 2517 nt
Organism: Vicia villosa (hairy vetch)
Lineage: Eukaryota; Viridiplantae; Streptophyta; Magnoliopsida; Fabales; Fabaceae
Product: calmodulin calcium-dependent NAD kinase-like
Exons: 10
Coding region: 315-1748 (477 amino acids)
Molecular function (GO): kinase activity; ATP binding
Source: RefSeq, a predicted model, not a curated record